GUCGUGUGUGGCAAAUGGUGGAUUGCGUUACUUUUUCUCGUGCUCCGUGUAAAAUAUUUACGUAAAAUAGUGUUCAUUUUGUGGUGCAGUGUUUCUGACUUACAGAAACAUGUCGGAAACACUGCCGAAUAAUAAGAAACAAGUUCCAAGGCAGCUGCGAGAACGCAAGCAACGUAAGCUCUAUUCCGAUGAGUGGGCUCUUGGAGAUGAUGAAGCGGAAGGCGGUAGAGGUUUCUCUCUCGCUGACAAGCUGGAGAGCCAGAGAUUUGAGCAUUCGGGGGCUGUCUUGGAAAUGCAAGGCACUGAUCUCACCAUAUCAUACCUGCAGAAGAAUGGGUUUACAACACCUCUCCUCUUUAAAGAUAAAGCUGGAUUGGGGUUGAGAGUGCCGACCAGUAACUUCACAGUCAACGAUGUGCGCAUGUGCGUCGGCUCUCGGCGGGUUCUCGACGUCAUGGACGUAAACACGCAAAAGAACAUCGAAAUGACUAUGAAGGAUUGGCAACGUUACUACGACGAUGCGAAUAAGGAGAGACUUUUGAACGUCAUAUCACUAGAGUUCUCCCACACGCGGCUCGAGAACUAUGUGCAGGCGCCGCGUAUCGUGCGCAUGAUUGACUGGGUUGAGACCGUGUGGCCAAGGCACUUGAAGGACCAGCAGACCGAGUCAACAAAUGCCUUAGAUGACAUGAUGUAUCCAAAAGUGCAGAAGUACUGUUUGAUGUCAGUGAAGGGCUGUUACACAGAUUUUCAUAUUGAUUUCGGUGGAACUUCUGUUUGGUACCAUAUCUUACGAGGAGCUAAGGUGUUUUGGCUCAUACCACCAACUGAGCGGAAUUUGCAACUGUAUGAAAAGUGGGUUCUAUCUGGCAAGCAGUCUGAUGUGUUCUUUGGUGAUACUGUGGAGAAAUGCAUUAGAGUCCAUCUGCAAGCCGGUCACACCUUUUUCAUACCGACGGGUUGGAUUCACGCGGUGUAUACUCCUAGUGACUCUCUCGUCUUUGGUGGAAACUUCCUGCAUCAGUUUGGUAUUGAGAAGCAGCUGAAGAUUGCUCAAGUUGAGGAUGUUACCAAGGUAUUGAGGUUAUUUUUAACUGACGGACGGUUAUUAAUAGCUUACUGAAGUAAU
This is a messenger RNA of Zerene cesonia (dogface butterfly), 1129 nucleotides long. RefSeq names its product jmjC domain-containing histone demethylation protein 1-like. The coding region runs from base 110 to 1123 and encodes 337 amino acids. Lineage: Eukaryota; Metazoa; Arthropoda; Insecta; Lepidoptera; Pieridae. The transcript has 7 exons. Gene Ontology annotation, molecular function: histone demethylase activity; transcription coregulator activity. The record is from RefSeq and is a predicted model, not a curated record. Gene Ontology annotation, biological process: protein demethylation; regulation of transcription by RNA polymerase II.